Messenger RNA from Protopolystoma xenopodis, 471 nucleotides. The record is from the annotation of a GenBank genome assembly. Lineage: Eukaryota; Metazoa; Platyhelminthes; Monogenea; Polystomatidea; Polystomatidae.
AUGUCUAGAUUCCUUCUUGAAGCUGGGAUGCAUAGUCAUGCAGUCAGCUUAAAACGCGAAUCACAAAAGGCAGCUGCCGUGCUCUGGCUAGCCCGUGUAGUGUUGCGCAACCCAGCCUAUACUGACUGGUUGCAUCGACCUGACGUGCGCCGUUUACGUCGCCUUUUACAGACUAAUCGGUCUGCUCAGGAAUACUAUGCACACUGUCGUCCUGGCCUGUUGGCUGAUUCGAUUGACAAGCAGACGCAUGUUAUGAUUCGUCAACAGCAUCCCCAGGUGCUUCGUUCAAAUGGGCACAGAGUCUCGCCCAAUGCAAGCAAAACAACUUCUCCUUAUCCAGAUGGCCUCCAACAGGACAAUCUUGAUUUUCCCAAGAUCUCAAUGGACCAUGAUGGUUGGUUUAGCGCCAUUUUCUUGUCCAGAAACCAAAAUUUUGAGGGAUUUCAGGCCGAUGUUAGCAUUUAUAUUUAG